AUGUUUCUCAAGAGAAAUUACACUUCCUCAUUCAUUUUCACAUUUAUUGCCAUGAUGGGUGUGAUACUAUUGAUUUCUCAUGUCUCCGAAGCUCUCAAAUGCUACAAUGGCAUUUUCAUUGGUAUUAUCAAUCAAUCCACUUUGAAUUUAACAACAAUUACCACUUCAGAAGUUAAUCAUGUCUGUUAUAGUUAUAAAGUUGCAAUGGAUGGUGUGAUGAAUGCUUUUGGUGAGAUGACUAGUACUGAAUGUUCUUCUAUUAAGGCAAAGAGUUCUCCUCACUUUGAUGUUGUUUGCUGCUCAACUGAUAUGUGUAAUAAUGGAAUUUCAGGAAACACCAGUUCUGCAUCCACUGCUACAGUUUCGUUCAUUGCAAUGAUUUUCAUUCUAAUUGGUAAUAUUUUGUAA
Naegleria gruberi is the source of this 408-nucleotide messenger RNA. RefSeq lists its product as uncharacterized. NCBI's taxonomy places the organism in Eukaryota, Heterolobosea, Eutetramitea, Acrasida, Naegleriidae. The transcript has a single exon. The record is from RefSeq and is a predicted model, not a curated record. The coding region runs from base 1 to 408 and encodes 135 amino acids.